AAACACACGCUUUGUGAAAUUCUCUUUCCAUAAUAAUAAACGAUAAAUAAUUAAUCAACUAUAAGCGCAUACUAUGAGCGAUGCAGGGGAAAGCACAACAAAAGUAUUAUUUAAGAAGUCGUCACGUAAAAAUCUGCGCCAACGCAAGAACUCCGAAGAUGGAGAACAGGAGGAGCAAUUGACACUGGAGGAAAUAAAGGAGCGGCAACGAUUACGACAGCGUCCCAAUGGUGUUAGUCUAGUGGGUUUGGCGCUAGGAAAAAAAAUAGGAAUGGAGGAAGAGCUGGCUAUUAAAGAUCCGUUUAAUGUGAAGACUGGUGGUCUGGUCAAUAUGCAAACGCUCAAAUCAGGGAAAAUGAAAGAGCCCGAAGAUGCAUAUGAUGUUGGUAUAGGCACCCAGUUUUCAGCAGAGACUAACAAACGCGACGAAGAUGAGGAAAUGAUGAAGUACAUUGAACAAGAGUUGCAAAAGCGCAAGGGCGGGGCGACGGACUCUUCUAAGGGGACAGAUAAUGAUGAUGGCAGCGAUUUAAACAAGUAUUUGACGCCAGAAGAUGCCGCUCUGUAUGCACUCCCUGAUCAUUUGCGGCAGUCUUCCUCCCAUCGAUCAGAGGAAAUGUUGUCCAAUCAAAUGUUGAAUGGUAUACCUGAAGUGGAUUUAGGCAUCCACGCCAAAAUUCGCAACAUAGAGGCGACAGAGGAUGCUAAACAAAAACUUUUGCAAGAUGCUAAAAACAAAAAAGAUGGACCCUCGCAGUUCGUUCCCACCAACAUGGCGGUGAACUUCAUGCAACAUAAUCGAUUUAAUAUCGAAGAUAACAGUGAGCCACGCAGGCGAAAACGUGAUGAUGAGGGCAACAAAUCCGGUCAGCACCAAACAAAUCCAAAUGGCGUGAAACGAGCGACAGAUGAUUAUUAUUAUGACAAAUUCCGGAAGCAAUUCCGUAGAUAUUAAUAAAGUACAAACUAGAUCUAACGAAGA
Scaptodrosophila lebanonensis is the source of this 982-nucleotide messenger RNA. RefSeq names its product telomere length and silencing protein 1 homolog. Gene Ontology annotation, biological process: mRNA splicing, via spliceosome. The record is from RefSeq and is a predicted model, not a curated record. Bases 74 to 955 code for a protein of 293 amino acids. Gene Ontology annotation, cellular component: spliceosomal complex. Lineage: Eukaryota; Metazoa; Arthropoda; Insecta; Diptera; Drosophilidae. The transcript has 3 exons.